This is a messenger RNA of Lodderomyces margitis, 2322 nucleotides long. RefSeq names its product origin recognition complex subunit 1 (gene ORC1). NCBI's taxonomy places the organism in Eukaryota, Fungi, Ascomycota, Pichiomycetes, Serinales, Debaryomycetaceae. The transcript has a single exon. The record is from RefSeq and is a predicted model, not a curated record. Gene Ontology annotation, molecular function: chromatin binding; DNA replication origin binding; ATP hydrolysis activity. The coding region runs from base 1 to 2322 and encodes 773 amino acids. Gene Ontology annotation, cellular component: nuclear origin of replication recognition complex. Gene Ontology annotation, biological process: DNA replication initiation; mitotic DNA replication checkpoint signaling.
AUGUCUCACGAAUACAAAGGCUGGGAGCUUGUGUUUACUUCUGAAAUUGAGAAUGAUAAUAGCCUGGCAUCUCAUAAACCACCCACAAGAAGAACCAAUCGUAGGAGCAAAGCAGGCUCAACUCAUGCUCCGUCAGAUAACCUUAUAUUGCGACGCAAGCAAGAUCAAUUUCAAGUGAAGGUCGGUGAUACAAUUGUGGUUACUGCUGGUGACGAGUCCAACAUUGCUUUGAUUAAAGAUAUACGAUUUGGUAUCAAUGACUUUGUCGAAAUCAUGGUUAUUUGGUUUAGUGAAAGAGAUGAGAUCAAAGCAAUUCCGGUAGAUAUUGAGGUAAUCGACAAAGAGAUAUUUAUAACUCCCUACCAGGACGAAAUUGAGCUUGAGAAAAUAGGUGACCAUGUUCAAGUUGUAUCCGAAAAAGAAUUCGAGAGGUGUAACGGAGCUCAAAGGGAGGAUAAGCAGGUAUUUAUGUGUCGUAGAGCAACAAAUGAACAAGACAAGUUUUCAGAGAAAUUCGAUUAUGAUGAACUUAUGCAAUUAUUCACUGAAGGCGUGGACCAUUUUCAUGAUACUUUAAAAAAGCUUGUGUUUAAUCCCGAACUGUUGAAGAAAUCAGAGAAGGAAAAACAGCAGUCAAAUGCAGGGAGGAAAAAGCAGCCGACAAGUGCAAAGAAUGAACCAGGAAGCACGGCACAGGCACCAACUGCAAAGACUACCGCAUCGGAUUCUGAAGGCUCCCCUUAUUUCCUAGAUACAGAUGACGAAAGCGAAAGUUUUGAAGUAUCCGAUGACGAAGUAGCUCCACCAAGAACAACAAAGUGCAAGCAAGCAGCUACCCCAUCUCCCAGGAAAAGAAAAGGCCCAUCGUCACUAGCAUCUAGUAAAACCCUGUCCCCUAUAAAGAUGACCCGAUCGGUAAAUUCAGAGAUUGAAAGUAUCUAUUCCGUUGUUACUCCUCGUAAGAAAAUCAGAGUCAUCCAAGACCAGGGCCAGCUCCCCACAUUUACAUCUCCAUCGAAAAAGCUACCGGAAGGAACACUAGACCCCACUUCUGAAGCUUUCCGAGAAGUAAAGGAAAAACUACAUACAUCUCAACGUUUGAAUGCACUUCCUGGUAGGGAAGAUGAGUUUCUGAUGAUUUACGCCAGUUUGGAAAGUGCCAUAAAUGAAGGCACUGGAUGCUGUAUAUACGUCAGCGGUGUUCCUGGAAUGGGCAAAACUGCAACUAUAAAAGAUGUUAUUGAACAGAUGGCCGGGUUAACUGGUGAAGGCUACGUCAAGCCAUUCAAUUUUUUCGAAAUCAAUGGAUUAAAGUUGCUCGCACCGACAGUUGCUUAUAGCAUGCUAUGGGAGUAUAUAACUGGUGGUGAUCGAGUUGUUGAUUCCAAUGCAGCAAUUUUAUUGGAAGAGUACUUUAAAAGGAGUGACGACAAACGGAAACCUUUAGUGGUGAUGAUGGAUGAAUUGGACCAGAUAGCCCAAAAGAAGCAAAACGUCAUGUACAAUUUUUUCAAUUGGCCUACAUAUGCCACUUCGAAACUUAUCGUUAUCGCAGUCGCAAACACCAUGGAUCUACCUGAGAGGGUUCUUGCCAACAAGAUUUCAUCAAGAAUGGGGUUACGAAGGAUCCAGUUCAAGGGGUAUACUUAUCAGCAACUAGGCGCGAUCAUUCAGCAUCGAUUAGACAUGUUGACGAAAACUAGCCGGCACAAGGUUGAAAUCAGUCCAGAUGCCAUCGGAUUUGCGUCACGAAAAGUAGCCAGUGUCAGCGGUGACGCUAGGCGUGCGUUAACUAUAUGUCGCCGAGCAGUUGAAAUCGCUGAACAACAAUAUUUGGAAAACACUGAACAAAGUGGAGAAGUCCAUUCAUCAUGUCAAGUAUUGAUAUCUCACAUAUCGCAAGCCAUCAGCGAGAGUGUCAAUUCGCCCCUAGCUAAAUAUUUAACCACCUUGCCAUUUGCAGCUAAACUCUUUCUUGCUGCCCUUUUAAGAAGAACGAGAAGAAGUGGAUUGGCGGAAAAUUCAGUAGGUGACAUAAUUGACGAGAUGAAAAAUUCCAUGGCCAUGUUUACAACUUCCAACCCGUUCAUGACGGAUUCAUCAAUGUAUGACUUGUUGUACACCGACAAGAUUGGUGACAAAAUACGCGUCAAUAUAAGAAUACAUCACUUUGAAUUUGUCUUGAAUUCGUUGGUAGAAGCCGGAAUAAUCAAUCAACAAAGUUUCUCAAGUGACAGAAGAAGAAUGGUGUUGUUAAACGUUAGUGAGGAAGAGGUGGUUUCUGUAUUGAAAAAGGAUCAUGAAAUCUCACAAUUUUUGUAG